CACACCCGCCGACAAGGAGCACUUCGGGUUCUCGUUGCUCUCUCGAUUUCUCUGUCGCUCUCUCCGGGCGCCGCAUGAAUCGAAUUCGAAGGCAUCGGGAAUUCGGAAUGCAUCGGAAUCGCCCCAGGCCCCAGAGCUUCAGAUUGACUUCGGUGGCAUAAGCCGGAUUCAAAUCGGUCGCAGGUGCUUUUUCCUCCAUAGCUGCUCACACGGAGUCUGGCGGCCUCUUGCUCCCUGCGCGUCUGAAAAUUCCUGCGCAUCGGUCGUUUUGUGCUGCUUGAGGAGAUGGAUCGGGUUCCAUUGAGCCGAGGGCGAAGCUACGACCUGGAGUACGCGUUUAGUGCAGAGGUGGAAGAGUCGAGCUGGUCUUCGAGCAGAGUUUGUCCUGUAGCCUCCGACACUCGUGAGUCUGAGUAGUGCAGAAUGGUGGCCGGACGACAAGCGCCAGAACGAGGCCUGGGGAAACUGUGCCGGCUCUGGACUAGGGGAAUGAUGCUUCCAGACAGGAUUUCUCAAGUUUUAUGAAUUGAUGACCAUCGCAUGUGGAGCUGAGGUAGGAGUGGAGAUCGGAGGUGAGGCGACAUGACAUUGUACGAGUAGAGAGAACUGCGACGGUGGUGCAUUCCGGGGCAAAUUCAAUUCGUUUCCACGUCUGGGAAGGGGAGACGUGCGCGUGUCACCUGUGACGGGGAAGCGACGAGCAAAGCCAUGUGACGUGAUGUGAUGUGAAACGAUGGUAAGGGCAGGGGUGAAGGCAAGGUGUCGUAAGCAUGGAACAUUUCAAACACGAUGACGAUGCGGUUCAAUAGGUUCUCCGUAGUAAGGAGCUGCAGACACGCAGGAGCUUGAAAUUCAGCAUAUUUUUUGUUCACGGUCUAUCAGCGAUCGAUGAAUUUCGAUUUGACUCUUCUGGAUAGCUAUUAUGAGGUUGCCGAAGAUGGUGACAAACAAGCAGCUCUUGAUCAACGGAACGUUCACGGCCGGCUCUCUGAGCAUAGCAGGAGACUGCCAGAAGCCGAAGUUCUUGGUUCUAGAGUUGAAAUCACGGGCACUUGUGAACAGACCGGCAAUUUACCUCAGCAAGAUGAUGCCCACGAUAUGUCUGGGAAUCAGCCAAAACAGGCUAGAGUCCCUCUCGAUUUCCAACAGGAUGUAUGUCUCCAAGAUAUUCAAGCCAAAGGCAAGACUGUCAAAGCUCAAGGGAAAAGACGGCCAAAUAAACGAAGGCCAUUCUCGCCUGAGCAGCAACGCGUUAUUAAGCUGGUCAAUGAAGGAAAGAAUAUAUUCUUCACCGGUGCAGGGGGAACUGGCAAAACUUAUGUGCUCAAGUACAUAAUUGCAAGUCUGAAGAAGAAGUUCGGGAUAAAGCAUCGUGCACCUCAGCCAGGUGCCGUCGAAGGUUCAAUUGUGUACUGCACAUGCUUCACUUGCAGCGUGGCUGUAACUGCUGCUACCGGGAUCGCUGCUUUGGCAAUAGGAGGAACUACGUUGCACUCGGCCACGGGCAUUGGGGUUCCACGCAGGAUUCGCGAUUUUGCCCGCAUGUAUCAAACUAGGGUGAAGACGAAGUGGCGAAACUUAAAGGUGCUGAUUAUUGAUGAGAUAUCAAUGAUCAGCGCCGAAGUGUUUGAGUACCUGGAACAAACUAUAACUGAAGUUCGUAAGGCCUCAGAGGAGGAAAUGGAUCUAGAGGAAGCGACUGCCCUUCGGUCUGUAAACGAGGCGGAUGUAAGGCCAAAAGAGGAGCAAUUUCGGCCCUUCGGAGGUCUUCAGGUGAUCCUUGCUGGAGAUUUUUUUCAAUUGCUCCCAGUUCUGAAUAGAUUUGACGAUUUCACUGUUAAGCCUACUUGGGACGAGUUGACAAAUAGGGGCCUGGCAUUUCAAGCGCCAGCUUGGCAGAAGGCAGAGCUAGAAGUUGUCGUCCUUCAGAUGAUGUUCCGCCAGAAUGAUAAGGAUUAUUUCGUCAAACUGCUGCAGAAUAUUAGAACAGGGCUUAACCCAGAUUCCGUCGAGGAGAUAGUUCUGAAGUGCUCCAGGGAGCUGAAAUGUGAACAUGGGAUAAAGCCUACACAACUCUAUCCCAGAAAUAAGGAGGUUAAAGAGUUGAACGAAAAGGAGCUGACAAAACUUCGUACAAGAGAGGAGGUCAUCAUAAGUGUUGACACCUUCGAGACGUCUGAAGAGAAGCUGCUGCUUAAACCCUCUGAAUUGGACAAUCUUCAAGCAGUCUGUCGGCGUCAUGAAAGGCACAAGCGCAUGCUACAAGAUCAUGGCUUUUGGCAUGCAUGCAUAGCUGAUCAAGUCCUACGUUUGAAGACCGGGGCACAGGUGAUGUUGAUUCGCAACAUCAAGCGUCCCGGUAGUCAGAAACUGUCUUUGGUGAAUGGCUCUCGUGGAAUCAUUGUCGGGUGGACUGAAAGAACGCAUGCCCUAGAUGAGCUUGCAGAAGAAUUUCAGAAGGCCGGUGAAGGUGGCAAGAAGAAAACUUCAAUGUUUGACUGGAUGAAAAGUAUUGAUGAUAGCAACUUCGAGAUGAUACCUCGAGUAAAAUUCAGGAAUGGUCAAACAUUGAAUGUACUGCCGAUGAACUUUGAUUUCGAAGUCUUAAAUGUUGGAGAAUGCACAAGGAUACAGAUACCCUUAAAGCUGGCAUGGGCUCUCACUAUUCACAAAUGCCAAGGAAUGACCUUGGAUUAUGCAAAGGUAGCUCUUUCAGGCAUAUUUGCAGAAGGACAGGCCUACGUUGCGCUCAGUCGUGUGCGCUCCAUGGAUGGACUGCAGAUUCUCAACACUAGUCGGUCACCAGUAGUAAGAGUUAACAGGGAUGUGCAAGAAUUUUAUCACGCCAUAGAGAAAGGCGAAGAGCAUCGAGGCCAGAUAUUGAGGUUCAGACAAGUGAGAGUUCAUCGACGGGACAAAUUCCGAGUAAGGAACUUUUCAGAUUCAGAUUCCGACUCUGAACUGCAAGUGGUGGAUGAACCAGUUGAUCUAGAGGACCUCUGCAACUUAGGUGGUCGUGAUUUGAAGCGUCCAUCACGACCACCAGUUCCAAAGUAUGUUAGAGAAGUAGAUAACUUAAAAUUCAAAGAUACUAGGAAGCUGUUUUUGGCAUCCCAGAAAACUAGUAUUACCGAAACUGUUGCCCGGAAGUUCGAUCAAAGACACGCGGAGAGUUUGAAUAUGAUAACUCUCAGUAGACCUCCUAAAAAGUGGAAACGCGGUUCCGAUGAAUUUGGACAUGAACACGAACCGGAAAGUCUUGUAGAUGACGAGACGUAAUGCUGGCUAGAUCCACGUACCAUCUUCGAAGUGUAUAUAACUUGCUCUAAUCACUCAUAAAGCUUGUAAUUUUGCUCAAGAUCAUAUAUCGCUUUAUAAAUCUUCACGUCCUC
Marchantia polymorpha subsp. ruderalis is the source of this 3392-nucleotide messenger RNA. The record is from the annotation of a GenBank genome assembly. Lineage: Eukaryota; Viridiplantae; Streptophyta; Marchantiopsida; Marchantiales; Marchantiaceae.